GAUAAAUUACACAAUGCGGCUUGUUUUUACGGCUAAUUCCGUUUUUAAACGCCUGCUGCACACGGAAAUUGCCGGAAAGUAUGCCAAGCAGCAGCCGCGGAACCUCAAGGGCCGGAGCAAGAGCUCCCAGGAGUGGCUCACGCGGCAGCUGGCGGAUCCGUAUGUGGAGAAGGCCCGCAUGAUGAACUAUCGCUGCCGCAGCGCCUUCAAACUGAUGGAGAUUGAUGACAAGUACGGAAUCCUGCGGCCAGGCGACACAGUUCUGGACUGCGGAGCAGCUCCUGGUAGCUGGACCCAAGUGGCCGUGGAGCGGACCAAUGCCAAUGGAAAGCAGGAGCGAGCGGCACAGGGAGCCGUCUUUAGCAUCGACCUGUUGCAUUUCCAUGCUGUGCCGGGUGCCACAAUCUUCGGCGGCAUGGAUUUCACCUCCUCCCUAGCACAGAAACGAUUGAGGGAGUCCUUGAAGGACAGAAGGGUCAACUGCGUGCUCUCCGACAUGGCGCCCAAUGCCACCGGAGUGAGGAUGCUGGACCAGGAGAGCAUCACGAACCUCUGCUACGAGGUGCUCCGCUUUGCUUUGGCCAUGUCCGCCCCGCAGGCCCAUCUGGUGGUCAAGGUGUGGGACAAUGGGGAUGUGCCCAAGCUGGAGCGGGACAUGCUUAGGUUUUACGAGAAGGUUAAGCGCGUGAAACCGCGCGCCAGUCGCGGGGAUUCGGCUGAACACUUCCUGGUGGCCAGGAACUUUAAGGGAGCACCGGAUAGUUGA
Molecule: messenger RNA, 766 nt
Organism: Drosophila takahashii
Lineage: Eukaryota; Metazoa; Arthropoda; Insecta; Diptera; Drosophilidae
Gene: Mrm2
Product: Mitochondrial rRNA methyltransferase 2
Biological process (GO): RNA methylation
Cellular component (GO): mitochondrion
Molecular function (GO): rRNA (uridine-2'-O-ribose)-methyltransferase activity
Source: RefSeq, a predicted model, not a curated record